Molecule: messenger RNA, 1164 nt
Organism: Drosophila bipectinata
Lineage: Eukaryota; Metazoa; Arthropoda; Insecta; Diptera; Drosophilidae
Gene: Or33c
Product: Odorant receptor 33c
Biological process (GO): detection of chemical stimulus involved in sensory perception of smell; sensory perception of smell
Cellular component (GO): plasma membrane
Molecular function (GO): olfactory receptor activity; odorant binding
Source: RefSeq, a predicted model, not a curated record
AUGGUGGGCAUUGAUAGUGUUCGGUUUUAUCGUCCGUUUUGGAUUUGCAUGAGAAUACUAGCCCCCACUUUCUUCGGGCAACCAACGCGACUUCUUCGUGCUUAUGUGGUGGUUCUGGAGUUCCUGAUUACCUUGUGUUUCCCCCUUCAUCUACUCCUACAUGUCCUGCUACAUCCUGCGCCCGCGGAUCUCUUCAAGAACCUGAUUAUGACAAUCACCUGCUCGGCCUGCAGCUUGAAACAUGUGGCGCACUUCGUUCACCUACCGGAGAUACAAGAAAUAGAUUCUUUAAUCACCCAGUUGGAUAAGUUUAUUGAAAGCGAAGACGAGCAUCAAUAUUAUCGCGAAAACGUAAAGUCCAAUGCCAAACGCUUCACGCAAUGCCUUUAUAUCAGUUUCGGAAUUAUAUACGCGAUUUUCAUGCUUGGCUUCUUGGUCGUGGUCGCUACUGAAACCGGGGAACUGCUUAUCCCGGCGUAUUUCCCCUUUGACUGGCAGAGGAAUCAGUGUUUGUAUGCUCUGGCCAUUAGCUACCAGAUUUUAGGCGUUCUGAUCGAUGGUCUAGAGGGCCUAAGCAAUGACACAUAUUCUCCAUUGACCCUGUGCCUCCUGGGGGGCCACAUCCGAUUGUGGGCCAUGCGCAUGUCAAGGCUGGGAUUUGAAGGAAACGAAAGUGAAAUGAAUCAGUACAGAAGGUUCUUGGAGUACAUAGAGCAGCACAAGUUGUUAAUGAGAUUCCACUACCUGACCCAGAAGACCAUCAGUGAGGUGCAAAUUUUCCAGCUAGGUGGCUGUGGCGGCACCCUGUGCCUCGUGGUGUCCUAUGUGCUCUUCUAUGCCCCGGACAUGAUAUCCCUGAUCUACAACCUGGUGUUUAUCGGAGUGGUCUGCGUCCAGCUCUUUCCCAGCUGCUACUUCGCCAGCGUGGUGGCCGAGGAGGUGCAGAGUCUGCCCUACGCGAUCUUCUCCAGCCGCUGGUAUGCCCGAUCGCGACGUCACCGCCGGGAUCUGCUCAUCUUCACCCAACUGACACUGGGCACCACGGGACGGGGCCGGGUGAUGAAGGCGGGCGGACUCGUGGAGCUGAAUCUGAACGCAUUCUAUGCCACCCUGAAGAUGGCCUACUCCCUGUUCGCCGUGGUGGUGCGGGUGAAGAGCCGAUAG